Oreochromis aureus is the source of this 1311-nucleotide messenger RNA. RefSeq names its product C-type mannose receptor 2-like. Bases 67 to 1311 code for a protein of 414 amino acids. NCBI's taxonomy places the organism in Eukaryota, Metazoa, Chordata, Actinopteri, Cichliformes, Cichlidae. The record is from RefSeq and is a predicted model, not a curated record. The transcript is spliced from 8 exons.
CUAAAACCACUUUUACAAAGUCUCUGAUAGACGUGGGAGGAGGAGCGAGGAUGACAUUUAUAUCAGAUGAAGAGUUCUGACUGUGUCACAGCUGAACAGACGUCUCAUCGUGUCGGAGCAGCUGCAGAUGAGAUUCAUGAGGACGUCUUCACAGUUUUUCAGCUCUCAGUCAUGAAGAGGUGUGGACUGAUCCUGCUGCUGCUCUCAGGUUACGUGAUGGUCUGCCAUCUUCAGUCUGAUCAGUUAGUCAGACAGCUCCACCUGGUUGACCUGCAGAAGUCCUGGAACGAUGCUCAGCAAUACUGCAGAGAUGAGUACAUCGACCUCGCCAUCGUUAACAGCUCAGCUCUCAUCCAGGAAGCCCAGAAAAGGGCGGGGAGCACAGAGGCGUGGAUUGGACUCUUCAACAGCGGCUGGAAAUGGUCUCAAACUGGUCCAGUUCAGUCAUCCUGGUUUAAUAUGUGGUCCCCGGGACAGCCAGGGACUGAUGAGUGUGUUACAAUAUUUAGUGAUGGAUCAUGGUUCACAAGACCGUGCUCAGCUACUUAUUUCUUUUUCUGCUAUGACGCUGCAACUAACAAACACAUCCAGGUGAAGAACUCAGUGACCUGGUCUGAUGCUCAGUCUUACUGCAGACAGACGUACACAGACCUGAGCACCAUCACCGACAUGCAGGACAACACCCAGGCCGCUUCAGUGUUGUCACUUAAUUAUCAAGCCUGGAUUGGACUGUACAGAAACUGGAUGUGGUCCAACUCAAGCAAAGCCUCCAACCUGCCGUGGGGGCCCGGGCAGCCUGAUGACAGUCUAAACUGUGCCACAAUAGUCGGAUCAACGGGCUCCUUCAACAGUCAUAACUGUGGUGACCAACGCCCCUUCCUCUGCUCCAGAGAUGUCAAACCUUCAGCCUCGAGGUCAGUGAAGGUUCAGCUGAGGGCGGGAUCUGCAGACCUGAACGACCCCACAGUGCAAGAAUCCAUCCUGCAGCAGGUGAGGGAGAAGCUGGUGGAGCAAGGGAUCAGAGAGGAGGUCAAGCUGAGGUGGAGGACGCAGCCUGAUGGGAAGAUUUUCCACAGAGAGGAGGAGACAGCCAGUGACAGUGAGGAGGAAGACUGUGAUGGUCUGUGGGAUCUGCUGGACAGCGAUGUGGUCGAGAUUCAGGCAAGGAAUGCCACUGCAGAUGUCACAGUGGAAGAGAAGACGAGGAAGCGGCUGUCAGAGUGGCGAGACGGGUUGUGGAAACCGAAAGUGAAGUACAACAGAGUAACUGAGGAGGCGGAGCUAGAAAACGUCAUAGGAGGAGGUGAGUGA